AGAACUUGGUGACCACCCCCAUUCAGUUUUGCACAAUUCAGUUUUGCGCAAUUCAGUCUUGCGCAGAUGCAGGCGCAGCCGCUCUGCAGGCUGGCAAUCAAUUGAUCUUUGCAGAGUUCCUUUGGGGAUUUGUUGACCUUGGCAUCACAGUACAUAGCACGGGCGCUAGGACCUAGGACCGGCCUAUUAGUCAGUCAGGACCCAACAGCCUAACACCCGACGGCGUGGCCGAUAUCGGCCGCAUCGGGGUCUAUUGCGGGGACGCUGGAUGGUCCUUUUGCCUAGCCGCCGAGCCAUGGGGGCGGCAGAGUCACGGCGCAAACGACACGGGCUCUUCGUCCACUGCGGCAAGGAAUCUGCGCCCCCGGCAGAGCUGCGAUGCCUGCAAGAACAGGAAGACAAAAUAAAAGGCACGGGAUCAUGUCGGUACUGCGCGUUAAGCAAUGCGACAUGCUCGACCAGCGUGCGGCUGCAGCGGCGGCCGUACUACCGCGUGUCGGAAGAAGAAUACAAAUGCUGCAUGCGGCUGCUGCGGCACUCUGUGCUCAACGCGACGCUCGACCUGAAGACGAUGAAGGCUAUGCUGGCCGAGAUCGAGCAGGGCGUCGACAUCGCCCCCGCCGUCGCCGUGCCGCCCUCGACACCGAGGAGAGCGACCAAUGCAGGAUACGUGGCGCCGACUCGUCAACCUAGUCUCCUCCCCUUGGGCGCCGGCUCUGCUGCGGAGCUAGGGACCGUCAGCAGCAACAGUAAAAACAGCCUGGCCAUUAUCGUGCCGCUGGGACGGGAAAGGCUCCUGCCGAACUCCCCCGACAGCAGUAACAGCUCCGGCAACAACAUUGUCAACAUCAACAACAACAACCGCACAGCCGCAGGCGCAACAGCCACAACAGCAGCAACAGCAGCAACAGCCGAAUCUCCCGCGGCUUCGCCCUCGGCAACACGCAGCCGACGGCAACGGGCUGGCGUCCAUCUACUGGUUCUUCUCGCCGAGCAGCUCUACACGCUAGUCGACCAGUCAUAUGCCGACGGCGGGCCGGCAGCGGCGCCAGCUGGCUGUGCAGCUUGUACAGCAUCUUUGCCCUAUGCUCCGUGCGGGAAGAGCAAGGCGAUGACGGCGUACCUGGUGGUGGGCAUGAUAGUCCGCACUGCAUACCCGCUGGGCCUGCACCGCGACAUAGCGCUGUCGGCGACGCAGGACUCGGUGCCGCGCGCGCGCGCGCACCGCCUUAGUAGACCGUGUGUGGACCUGCUGGACCAAGAGAUCGCGGCGCUGCCGGGCUACCCGUGCGCCAUCGUCGACGACGUCAUAGGCAUCCGCACACCGCCCGCCUGCGCGCGGCCAUGGCGCCAUCUCACCGCCGCGCCGUGGCCGUAG
Messenger RNA from Lasiosphaeria miniovina, 1378 nucleotides. RefSeq lists its product as uncharacterized. The transcript is spliced from 5 exons. The record is from RefSeq and is a predicted model, not a curated record. The coding region runs from base 269 to 1378 and encodes 369 amino acids. Lineage: Eukaryota; Fungi; Ascomycota; Sordariomycetes; Sordariales; Lasiosphaeriaceae.